Colletotrichum acutatum is the source of this 1642-nucleotide messenger RNA. RefSeq names its product zinc-binding dehydrogenase. The coding region runs from base 109 to 1380 and encodes 423 amino acids. The transcript has 2 exons. Gene Ontology annotation, cellular component: mitochondrion. Gene Ontology annotation, biological process: fatty acid metabolic process. The record is from RefSeq and is a predicted model, not a curated record. Gene Ontology annotation, molecular function: trans-2-enoyl-CoA reductase (NADPH) activity. Lineage: Eukaryota; Fungi; Ascomycota; Sordariomycetes; Glomerellales; Glomerellaceae.
GGAGCUACGGUUUUUUCCAACCGUCACUUUCCCACAACCACCACUCUGUGUCAUUGUGCCAAUUGCCGACUUGCUGUUUUCAAUUAACACAAGCACACAUUUCCAAAUAUGGCAGCAAGCUUGCGCACAAACACCGCGACGACGGCGCUUCGGCCGCUGACCUCGGCGCUGCGACCGGCUGCGGGCCGACAGGCCGCGGCGCAGUACCUCCCCCGUGUUGCGCGACGAUACAAGUCCGGUCCGUAUGGGUAUACCCAGGCCAAGGCGCUCGUGUUCUCCAAGGAGGGCGAGCCCAGCGAUGUUUUACAACUACACACACACUCCAUCUCCCCCUCGAUCCCCUCCUCCGCCGUCCUCCUCCGCGCCCUCGCGGCUCCCAUCAACCCGGCCGACAUCAACACCAUCCAGGGCACGUACGGCGCCAAACCCCCCUUUACGCAACUCAUCGGCACCCCCGAACCCUCUGCGAUUCCCGGAAACGAGGGCGUCUUCGAGGUCGUGUCGGUUGGAUCCAAGGAUUCCGGGCUGAGCAAGGGCGACUGGGUGAUUCCCAACGCCAGCUCGUUCGGGACGUGGCGCACGCAUGCUGUUGCUGAGGCGAAGGAUGUGAUGAAGGUUAGCAAGGAAGGGUUGACGCCUACGCAGGUUGCGACGGUCAGCGUGAACCCCUGCACGGCGUACCGGAUUUUGAGAACGUAUGGACCGGGGGAGAUUCGUGCGGGCGCGGAUGGUGGUAUGAAGGCUCUUGAUCCGGGGAGUGGCGGGUGGUUUAUUCAGAAUGGUGCGAAUAGCGGUGUCGGACGCGCGGCGGUGCAACUAGGGAAGUUGUGGGGGUUGAGAAGUAUCAACGUCAUCCGGGAGCGGGAGACGCCCGAGGAGACGGAGGCGUUGAAGGAGGAAUUGACGGGGUUGGGCGCCACCGUCGUGGUGACGGAGAAGGAGUUUCUGGCGAGGGAGUGGCGCGAUCGGCUUGCGGAGCUGACGAGGGGCGGGAGGGAGCAGGUCGGGCUCGGGCUGAACUGCGUGGGCGGGAAAUCCGCGACAGCGGUGGCAAGGAGUUUGGGGGAGAGCGGGACGAUGGUUUCGUAUGGUGGGAUGGCGAGGCAGCCCGUCAUGUUGCCUACGGGGUUGUUGAUCUUCAAGGAUAUCAGGUUCGUCGGGUUCUGGUUGAGUAAGUGGAACGAGAGGGACCCCACGGGAAGAAAGUUUGCGAUUGAGGAUGUCUUGGGGAUGAUUAGAGAGGGUAGGUUUAGGGAUGUGCCUGUUGAGGAGGUUCCUUGGAGCUGGGGUACUGAGGAGGGGGUUUUGCAGAGUGCCGUUCAGGGGACGCUUGGUGGGUUUAGGAAGGGCAAGGGGGUUUUCGUUUUUGGGGAGACGUGAGAGGUCAUGUGUAGCUGCUGAAGGAUGAGGUUGUGUUUAUAGAGGCGGGUGUGGUGGUGUAGGAUAUGGGACAGAGACUGUAGAUGCAGCCUGUAUGACAGGUGGUGGUCUUCCGUCAGAGGUAUAUCAUGCGAAUAGUUAGCUUGAGACAAGACAUGGCUCACGACCGGAGACGCUCAGUGAAGCACAUCUGACGAUCCACGCUCACAGCUCAAAGCCUUGAGUGUCGUUAUCAUUUCUUUAAAUCUGGGACUUGAAAUAC